Diachasmimorpha longicaudata is the source of this 1608-nucleotide messenger RNA. RefSeq lists its product as uncharacterized. The record is from RefSeq and is a predicted model, not a curated record. The coding region runs from base 279 to 1415 and encodes 378 amino acids. NCBI's taxonomy places the organism in Eukaryota, Metazoa, Arthropoda, Insecta, Hymenoptera, Braconidae. The transcript has 4 exons.
CAUUUGCAAUUAAAACAUGAGAAAAAAAUUUCUUCACAUCUCUUUCGAAUAGUGAAGUCAAUACCUGUUGUCCUAGCAACCCUGCACCACUAUGGAUAUCAACAAUCCCCUGCAGUACUCGAGUACCAAUUUCAUUUCCAUUGGGAAACUAAAAUUCUGGUCGAAAUCAAUUAACAAAAAUCACGAUUAUUAUUGAUUAAUCAUUGCUAAAUUUUCCACUAAAUAAAUAAAGAAAGAACAAUUUUGAUAUAUUUAAGUAUCAAGAGAAAUAACUAGAAAUGCCUUUAGUGGACAGUGUUUAUUGUUCGAGGCCCAUCAAUGUCCCACCGCACCUGCCACUGAUUUUAAAACAAUUCUGUAAGGCUGCUAUCAGAACACAACCUUAUGAUCUUCUAAAAUGGUCAAGUGCUUAUUUUCGAGCACUCGCUGAGGGAAUUGAACCCCCAACGAAAAUCAGAUUAGAGUAUCCACUACCAGGAACGAUAUCUGGACUUACUUUAGGAUUUUUAAAGGUUCUCUUACGUCAAUUUGGGGAUUAUAAUAAACUAUUACCGGUGGAAGUGAUUCUACGUCGGUGGGACGAUUUAUGUCUCGAUCGUAGAGACUUAAAUCUCAUAAUGAUUAUUGGAAGAUUUCGACACAAAUGUCAAAUAAAAAAAUUUCUUGCCAUUGCGGUAGGUCUUUUGGGCACCACUUUAUUUGAUACCAUGCUCAUGAUUUGUGAAUUAUUCACGUUGGAACCUGAUGGCGGUUCUGCAAUGAUUCCCAUCAGUUUAUUCAUGGAGCUUUAUGGAUAUUUGGCCGGCUUGAGGUGUGAUGGAGGCAAGCGAGAUGCAGCGGGGGAGGCUCCAAGUGAAUUUCUCAUCCCCGAUCAUCCAGAAGCUACGGGUCUCCCACCAUCUGAUGAUUCCCAGGAGAAUCUCCAGCCAAAAGCCAUUUCUCCAACGAGCCAGGACACAGACGUAGACGUCGAAUUGGAGUGCGAUAAUUCCACGGAAAAUACUGUGAAUGAAUCCUCGAACGAUCUGGGCCUAUCGAAAGGCUUUCAGUCAGAAGUAAUCGACGAUAAUGAAUUACAAUCAGAUAAUCCAAUUCAAGAUGCGGGAAUUUCUGUACAUCCGAGCUAUAAUGAGGUGAGCGAGUUCCAAAGUGAAGGAGAGAAAUUCAUUUUUAAUGAAUAUCAGCAGGAGUUAGAGGGACAUCACUUUCAUAAAAAAGGAUUCAGCAUGCCAGUAGAAUUGUCUUCUCAUUAUCCAAAUAUUGCAGGAAUCGGCCCACGAUUGACUUCGGAACAAGUCGCGACAGUCGCAGUUUGGCUGACAGAAUGUGCUCGCUUCCAAGGAGGAAUGAUAGGCCCUCGCAAUCUUCGUCAUUUCCAGUGUCCACCUCUGGAUGAUCAGAAAGCACUACCGUAGCAAAAAAAUUAAGUGUAAAAACCUUGCACUGAUCACCAGGUGCCUUAGGCUUCCUCACAUGAUUUUCACUGUUAAUAUAUCGUCGACUUCGUUUACGGCAACAAAUAUAUUAGUAUUAUAAAAAUAAAUGUAUAGUAGAGUUAUGGCAAUGUUGUUAUGUUGAUAGAAUGAAGAUUAAUCAUGUUUCAAUAAU